GCAAGGAUCGGUUACAACACGAACGCAUCCAUACAGCCAGCAGUUACUAUUCAAGGGAGUAUUGGUACAAGCCGCUGUUUGUCGGUGCGAUUGGCAUAACGAAGCUGGAUAGUCUGUUGCCGGAUAUGGCAGCCACCGAUCCAAGUCGACCGGAGGUGCGGUCUCUGCAAGGAUUUGAGGAGGUACGAGCUGUCCUUAAGGAGUUCCCGCAGUUUGAGGUUGUCCUUGAUGUAUCUGCGGUAACUUUCAGACUUCGAGGCAUUGUUGAGGCCAAUUUGGAUGGCGCAUGCGAGUUGCAUAUCUCUGGAAUAUCGAACGGUACAUCGUUGGGUCAGCUGGCGCUUUUGUUCCUAGGACCAGACGAAAGCUCAGAGUCACUGUUAUGUCUUACUUUACAAGUGGACUCAAAAGGUUCCUCCAGUGGUGAAGCAAUUGCAAUGUAUGGAAGCAAGACAGACGCCAUCAAUGCCGAAUUAGAGCUAAGCGGUUUAACACUCCGAGACGACGGAGCGAAAGCUUUAAAGAUUCGUCGGGUAAGUCACGGGCAAUCAUCGUUAUCGGCGAGAGGGGGCUCCGGUGAAAAUCGACCCGGAACUGGAAGUUGGCCGGUGCGUAGCUUCGAAGGUUACCGGAAGGUAUUCGAGGGCGUCUAUUGCCCGAAGAGUGUAAAGGACGAGAUUGACAAAAGAGAAACUCCGCAUCCCCCUGAAAUGAGUAGACGUCUCUACGUUGCCAACAUUCCCAAAAGUAAGACCCAGCCCGAAAUUCUAGAGUACUUUCAGAGGUGCUUCCUAGGCGUCACUGACGUCAUUCUUUACGCGUAUCCAGGAUCAGAACGGAGUCGCGGUUUUUGCUUCGUUGAAUUUAGCUCAGUGAAGUGCGCAAUGAUCGCUAAGGAGGCAAUCGUUGCCUCCAGACCGUGGGGCUGUAACGUCGUCGCUGACUGGGCCGAUCCUGAGUAUGAACCGGAUGAGGAAGUAAUGAAGAACGUGAAGGUACUUUAUUUGAAGAACAUUGCGGCUACCACUACCGAGAACGAUAUACGCAGAGCAAUCGAGAUGCGAGGUGUUCAGGUCGAACGCGUAAAGGUAAUUCGCGAUUUUGGAUUCGUACACUUUAUAACGCGUGGACGUGCCGAAGCCGCUCUGGAGGUCUGCAAAGAUCUCGUGCUUCAUGGACAACGACUACAAGUUUGUUGGGCAAAGCCGCCACCAGACAAACACAUGCGCGAGGAAGUUUUGCGAAACCGCGAGCGACGGAUGUGGUGUUUCCAAGCAGCCCGCGGUGACGGCUGUUGCAGUCAGAAUCCCUUAUUCGCUCCCGAACACCUGCAUACAAGUGGCUACCAAUUAGAUGCGCCUUCCUGUCGUUUCACUGGAUGCAGUGGUAACCGUGGACGCGGCGACUACUGAAAACCUACGACCCUGCCCAAUAAUGACGCAAUGGCCAACAGGCGUAACCAGUCUUAGAAAUAUGGCAGUUAAUCAUUGCGAUAAAUGGGAGGGGAACGUUUAUCCUUUAACAGCCAAAACUUUGGGGUAGAUUCUUCUAGGAGAAACAUCUUUGCUCAACUGCCAAUAUCUACAAAAAGGGAUAUAUUUCAGGGUUCAGGAUUUAAUUGAAAAGACACAACAAAAGACGCCAGGGUGCUCUGUUUGGCUGGCGAAAACACCCGCAUUUCGUUAGAAAUAAACAAUUUUGUAUAGUGUAACGGCUGGAAGACUGUAUUGGAGUCUGUCAAUUGUUAGGCGGCCGGAAGCUAGUGUUCCUAGGAAACGAACAUCCGACAGUAUCGAACUCUGAUUGAUUUCAUAUAAGGUAGUGUCGGAUUGAUUUUGAGGUAGUUUGAGCUCUUAAGUCGUCUAGUCAGUAGAUAAAACAUGGCUAGGAAAGAAAGGCUGGCUCGUAACGGAGACGUCUAAAACGAGUCGAUGGAGUAAUGUGUUAGAAGUUUGAACACAAAUACUACAUAUAGCGGACAUUAUGCCCUAGACAAACGGCGCAUGCGGUGCUUCGUGUUGUACUCGAAGUGCUCCUCGGAUGGUCAUGUCAUAGAAGAAAUGUCUCCAUUACUAUCAGGAUAUAAAAGGAUCGCUAUAAAAGCCAGCUGCUAACCCGAGAACUUAUCAAGGCAUUUCCAAGAAAACUGUAAGCCUAGCAUUGUUCAUAUGUAUAUGAACAAUGCUAUAUUUCAUGUGUUUUGUAUAUAUAUAUAUAUAUAUAAAGCACUUCCUGUAACUUUAAAAAAAAUUAUUCAAUAUAGUGAUAAGCUUAUAGUUAUUAUUAGUUAGUAUUAUAAAUAGCUUGAAGAUAUUAGCUCUUGGGCUAGCAGCUGGAAUUUAUAUCGUAUCCUCCAUA
Varroa destructor (honeybee mite) is the source of this 2358-nucleotide messenger RNA. Its product is annotated as RNA-binding protein 47-like. The record is from RefSeq and is a predicted model, not a curated record. NCBI's taxonomy places the organism in Eukaryota, Metazoa, Arthropoda, Arachnida, Mesostigmata, Varroidae. Gene Ontology annotation, molecular function: RNA binding.